This is a messenger RNA of Aspergillus caelatus, 1149 nucleotides long. RefSeq lists its product as uncharacterized. Lineage: Eukaryota; Fungi; Ascomycota; Eurotiomycetes; Eurotiales; Aspergillaceae. The coding region runs from base 1 to 1149 and encodes 382 amino acids. The record is from RefSeq and is a predicted model, not a curated record. The transcript is spliced from 2 exons.
AUGAUCAGUGGUGCACUUAGCCAUACCACAAUUCCAAUCAACAACAGCAUAAAUGAAAAUACUCAAGAGAAAUGGAGAUUCCUGCAUGCUAUUGAUGCCAUGUGCCAAUCGGAUGAAGCUAGCAUCACGCGAGUGAUGAGCGAUGAGCAAUUGAAUGGUCUUCUUAUGCAACCCUUUGAGAAACCCAUACUCUGGCGGAGCUUUGCUCAGCAGUAUCCUCUUCAUGGCAUACCUAGUUCGAUUUCAGACUUUCUUGAGGAGCUUCGCCAGUUGGAUAUCGAAUUUCUAGAAGUUCAUAACUAUGCCGAAAGAGAUACGAACUACAAACUAUCUCUGGAUGAGAUUGUCUACCACUUUGAAGCGCCGCCAGAAAAUCGCCCCCCGUUAAACUUCCUGGAUAUUCGCAACCAAAUCCUCUCCCGUGUCCCAAUACAUGUAAACAAAGUUGAUCUUCUUCGCUUAGCACUGCGACGACAGGAGGGAUCUGCUGGGAAGGGCAACCCUUUAAGAGCUCUACUGGACUACGCAGACCAUGAAUUCUUUCUCCUAUCCAGCAGACACUCAAUAUCACCUAUCCAUGUGGAUACUGCGGGACAGUUAACAUAUAUUAUUGGCAUUUCUGGCUGUAAGACCUGGUACCUACCUCGCAAGCUUACUACCAAAACCUACGAGAUCCUUGCAACAUUUGGAAGCUCUACCCCAGAGACAUAUUCUGACGGCUGGGUUAAGGUAGAUAUAAUGCCUGGAGAUCUACUAAUCAUGCCACCUGGAUGUCCACAUGCAGUCUUCACACCUGAGCACUCACUCACCUUCGGGGGGAACUUUUAUACCCUACCGCAUCUUGGGUCCAGUCUCCGGGUACUGGCUUUACAGGCUAAGUUUAACUUUGUUUUCAGUAAUGAAUCUAUAACGAAACAAGAUUAUUUGAACUUUCUUGUUAUGUUAGAGGCAUGCAAGAAUACAAUGGACUCUCAGCAAAUGGCCAGCGUUGCUUCAAGUGGUAUAGGAUGGGGGAUUACAGACCAGCAUCAAACUCGGAAGGCUGUGUCCAAUAUUCGUUGGGGUGGACAGGAUUUCUGGGCGCUACAACAGAAGUUACGACUAUUAAUCUGGGACAUACAAACCAAAGGACAUGCCAAGUUUGACUAG